Messenger RNA from Rotaria sp. Silwood2, 735 nucleotides. NCBI's taxonomy places the organism in Eukaryota, Metazoa, Rotifera, Eurotatoria, Philodinida, Philodinidae. The record is from the annotation of a GenBank genome assembly.
AUGCUAUCUUGUAUUGUUAUUAUCGUUGUUUAUUUUUCAUUGGUUCAAGGACAAAUAAAUGAUACCGUCGUUCGUCAAACUCGUCCUCUAUCAUCAUCGUCAUUUGAUGAAAUUAUGAUCGAUGGUGCUUUUGAUGUUUUUCUAAGUCAAGCAUCAAAUGGAAUUUCUACCCCUACUGUUGAAAUUGAAACAAAUGCCGAUAUUCAAAAUCGUGUUAUUGUUGAAAUUAUUAAUAAUCAUAUUCUUUCAAUUCAUAUUAAAGGUCCAUUUAUGGUUGAUAAAAAUAUCUAUGCUUAUAUUCGAUUUAAUUCACCAUUACGUCGUUAUAUUGUUAAAGGUACUGGUAAUACAAUAACAGAUGAUAAUGGUAUAUCAAAUGAUGAUAAAGAUACAUUUGUAUUAGACCAUCGAGGUGUAGCUAAUGUUGCUAUUCGAUUAAAUGUUAAUAAUUUUCAAGUUUAUUUUACUGGUACGGGCAAUAGUCGUUUCUGGGGACAAGUUCGACAACAAGCAACAUUCGAUGCUAAAGGAGUCGGUGAUAUAAAUGCAUUAAAUUUAUCAACAAAACAAGCAAAAGUAAAAGCAAUGGGAGUAAGUAUAGUACGAGUGGCAGCUACAGAUGAUGUUCAAAUUGAAGUUACUGGUGUUUCAAGUGUCUACUAUCGAUUACCUUCGGGAAAAAAACCAAGCAAAGCUAUUUCAACUGGACUUGGAAAAAUUGUACCUAUUUCUUAA